Molecule: messenger RNA, 3518 nt
Organism: Tachysurus fulvidraco (yellow catfish)
Lineage: Eukaryota; Metazoa; Chordata; Actinopteri; Siluriformes; Bagridae
Gene: zdhhc3b
Product: zinc finger DHHC-type palmitoyltransferase 3b
Exons: 7
Coding region: 445-1350 (301 amino acids)
Biological process (GO): peptidyl-L-cysteine S-palmitoylation; protein targeting to membrane
Cellular component (GO): endoplasmic reticulum; Golgi apparatus
Molecular function (GO): protein-cysteine S-palmitoyltransferase activity
Source: RefSeq, a predicted model, not a curated record
UAAACACUCGGAUCCCGCGAGCUACACUAGACUUAAGGAGUGUAGGGCGGUGUCCCAAUCCGAGCUGAUACUCCCUAUGUAGGGUCACUAGGUAGGCAGCAGUAAGAACAGGGUUAUAACCGGAAGUACAAUAGUGCACUUAAGCGGGGUGUAGGGCGGUGUCCCAAUCCGAGCUGAUACUCCCUAUGUAGGGUCAUUAGGUAGGCAGCAGUAAGAACAGGGUUAUACCGGAAGUACACUAGUGCACUUUGUGUGGUGGUUUGUUUACAUCCGCACGGUGUUGUAAUGGUCUAAAUCUCGUGAUUUAUAAUGUGGGAUGAUUAAAGUAGCCUUCGGUCGGUUAGCAGGAUAACUAGACAAUGUUGUGUUUGUGAGUGUGUGUGUGUGUGUGUGUGUGUGUGUGUGUGUGUGUGUGUGUGUGUGUGUGAUUGAUUGUGGGGCAGAAUGUCAGGUGUGGUGACCCCACGCUGCAGGGACAUUGAGAGGAGGGCAGGGUACAUGCGCCCAGAGGAGUGUGCGGUUCCUCCGUCAGUCACGUCUGCCCUCGCAUCAGGCCGGUGGUUUAUCCGGGACGUGUGUGGAAUAGUGUGUGUGGUUCUCACCUGGUUCCUGGUGCUAUACGCUGACUUUGUGGUGAUGUUCGUCAUGUUGCUGCCUGUGAGGAACGUCGUGUACAGCGUGAUCAACGCCGCUGUGUUCAACACCCUCGCUGUGCUGGCACUCACUUCACACAGCCGUGCUAUGUGCACUGACCCAGGUGCCGUGCCCAAGGGAAAUGCCACUAAAGAGUACAUCGAGAGUCUGCACCUGAAACCUGGUCAGGUCAUUUACAAGUGUCCUAAAUGCUGCAGCAUCAAACCUAACCGAGCUCACCACUGCAGUGUGUGUAAGCGCUGUAUAAGGAAGAUGGACCACCACUGUCCCUGGGUGAACAACUGUGUGGGUGAAAACAACCAGAAAUUCUUUGUGCUUUUUACGAUGUACAUUGCUCUGAUAUCGCUCCAUGCUCUCAUCAUGACGGGGCUGCAUUUCUCCUUCUGCUUUCAGCAGGACUGGACAAAGUGCAGCAGUUUCCCCCCCCCAACCACGGUGAUCCUGCUGAUCAUACUGUGUUUUGAGGGAAUCCUCUUCUUCAUCUUCACCACCAUCAUGUUUGGUACCCAGAUUCACUCGAUCUGCGCAGACGAGACUGGUAUCGAGCAGCUGAAGAAAGAAGAGCGACGAUGGGCCAAGAAGUCCAAGUGGAUGAACCUGAAGGUGGUCUUCGGCCACCCCUUCUCCAUAGCGUGGUUUAAUCCGCUCGCCAUGCCCGAACACGGCAAAUCAGACAUGUUACAGUACAUCGUCUGACUCGAACUGUGUCCUAAUCCUGCUUAAGCAGUACACUGAGAUGGCCUUGUUUUAAUCUUCAUCUUUCAGGGAGUAAUUCAGGGAGUGUCCAAAAUAUUUUGUUUACAUAGAUUAUAAUGACACACACACAUAAACAAAAAAACACACACACAAUACACUAUGUACACUGUUCUACCAUUUUCCAUAAAGGGAUGAUGUUUUAGUAAGAGACCUGACUAGAGAUUUGGGAUGAAGCCGGUCUAAUUCACCAACAGUUUCAUCCCCAUGGCGGAAUCAAAAGUUCACCAGUGUUUUAUUCACUAAUAUUUGUACAUCAGUUAGGAGAUGAGAUGAGCAGCAAAUGUGAUCAGUUAUUACUAUUAAUAUAAGCAUGAAGAAUAUGGAGGUAAGUCUGAGUUCCUUAAAAAGGUUCACAGUAAUGUAUAUAAAGUUAACUUUCAUGGAUCCAAACCUUGCUCAGUGUUUUGAAGAAUAUUUCCUCCAGCGAAGGUUUAUAUGAAAGAGCAUUUUCUCCUAAAAUCAAUCAGGAAUCUUGUUGAAACAGGAACUAAUCACUCUGUCUGGUCCAGUGUAGUGUAGAGCAGAUAGAUGAGCAUUUUUAUAUGUGAACUACUUCACAGUCUAAACUCACAGGAACAAAUCUGUCUGUCUGUCUGUCUGUAACAAGGUCAAAAUCAAAAGUCUUUUUUUUUUCCUUAUUGUCGUCUUGUGGACUUCUGGAGUAAUUCCGCAGAAUCAGUCCGUUUCAGCUAGUAAAUAAACGCCGCCCAAGUCUCGGCCACAAACUUAAAUCUUGGCUAUUGAACCAUUGAAAUAACAGAAAAUGAGUCAUGAUAAAGACGAAGAAGUGCAGAUCUUCAGUCUAGCUGCUGUUUAGACUAAAACCGAAGCAGGCUGUAAAGAGCCGCCAUCGUUACUGCGAGAGUGACACAGUGGGACACUAUUGACCCGAGUCUUCCCCUGGUUCAGUAUUAUACUCUUACUUCAAUCAGUCCAGGGACAUUUACUCGAUUUUCACUUUAGUGAUUUGUCCUGAAACCAAUUUUUUAUUUGUAUAUUUUUGGUAAAAUGAUUUUCUCUUCUUUGAUAAGCACUCUCGCGGUCGGCUAGUUUUGACAGGGAAUCUUCCAGAACAGCCCAUUUUUGUUCUGCACCUUGUGAGUCCUUCAUCAUAAAUAUUACAUUUACAGCAUUUAGCAUACGCCCUUAUAUCCAGAGCGACUUACAUCUUCUCUCAUUUUUAUACAAUCGAGCAGUUGAGGGUUAAGGGCCUUGCUCAGGGGCCCAGCAGUGGCAGCUUGGUGGAUGUAGGAAUCAAACUCACAACUUAACCACUAGGCUCAAACAUGACUGCACAAACAUGCCACUAAUCUCAGACAUACCUCUGUCUGUCUUUUGUUGCAUCUUCCUUUAUUGGUUAUUUAUCCGAUGUCUGAAAAAUAUCUCUCCAUAUUGGUAAAUUGUCCCCUAGUAUGAAGUACACAAGGUACCUUUGGGGUAAACUUUUAUAUGUUCACCGAGGGUUCCUGUGGUCUGUCUAUCCUAAACUUAUCUGUUAUCUGAACCAGCUCCAUUCCCCUGUCCAUGAGUUGGCAGUUUGGAGCGUUAUAUAUUUAAAAGGUGAUAAACCAUCGGCUGUGGAUCUGGCAACCCAAACGACAUCACGUUCAUCUCUCUCUCUUCUGACCUGGACACUCCAUUUGAUUAACACUCCAGUAUAUAUGCCUGCUGAUGGAGGACCAGAACAAUGUAAAGAAACUACAGCAGCUUUUCAAGGGGUUCAUGGAGUGGAUCUGGACCUUAUCCAAUAAUUAUUGUGAUCUACACAAAACUGAACAAUAUGAGCCAAUGCGACGAAGGUCCUUAUCCAGUCUGAACGAGUCAUUUCUACCUACUGAACCAAUCAGGUGCUGCCCAGGACCAGAGAUCAGGUCUGAUCAAGUCCACGACUGUUUGUUCUGCAGUAAUGAGUACUUCAGUCUGUGGCUUUUGUUCUUGUGAUUUGACAAUGAAAAGUUUAUUUCUGUAUAAGUAGACUUUUAUUCCCUUGUUGUUUUUUUUUUAUUUUUUUUUUUUUGGUCUUCUGGGUUUCAUGGGAUUUGUUGCAUCUGCUUUCACUCCAGUUUUUUAUAGUAAAUGCAAUAAAUUUUCAUGUUCUUUAGAUUUAA